CACAUGCCCUCUUGUUAUACAACGCAAUUACCCGUGUGUGAGAAGAACAGCACUGUCCCAAAUAGGACAGUUCCCGAAAUUUAAACCGGUUGGGGACAUGUCACGUGAGUUUGAGAGUGGAACGGCGUAACACAGAAGAAAGACAGAAAGGAAAAAACCGACCUCAAAUCGGUCAAAUAGUUUCAGCCGUCUAACUUCGUUAUCUAACGGUCAUCUGUACUGUAGUCCCUUUGUUUACAUCUCUGCAUAGUGUGCACAUUGCACCAUCCCACUGGCUAGAAGGAGAAAUGCUGGGAUAGCAUGCCCCAGCUAAUAGAUAUUAAACCGGCGAGCUAGCUAGAUAACGGUCGCCAUGGGCGCGUUCUUUCGGAGCGAGGAGGUGUGUCUUGUGCAGCUCUUUCUCCAAUCAGGGUCGGCCUACAACUGCGUCAGCGAGCUUGGAGAGCUGGGACUGGUCGAAUUCAGAGACUUGAACCCCAAUGUUAACUCGUUCCAGAGGAAGUUUGUGAACGAGGUGCGGCGCUGUGAGGAGAUGGAGAAGACCUUCACGUACCUGGAGCAGGAGAUCAGUCGGUCCCUGUUCCCCCCGCUGACGGAUCCUCUCCCCAUCCCCAGCCCCGUGCCCUCCGCCCCCCAGCCCAGAGAACUCAUGGCCAUCGAGGAGGAGAGCGAGAGGCUGGCCAGGGAGCUACGAGAGGUGUCCAGAAACAGAGACAGCCUGAUGGACCAGCUGAUCCAGCUCAGCCAAUACAGAGGGGUUCUGAUCCAGACACACUCCCUCACCGUCUCACAGGCUCCGCCUCCCUCUACUCUGGAGACUGCUGCCUUAUUGGACAACAGACAAGACAUCAGGCUGAGUUUUGUGGCUGGCGUGGUCCACCCGUGGAAGGUUCCGUCGUUUGAGCGGCUGCUAUGGCGAGCGUGCCGCGGUUACAUCAUCGUUGACUUCAGGGAAAUGGAGGAGAGGCUGGAGCUUCCUGAAACGGGCGAGAUGGUCCAGUGGACAGUCUUCCUCAUCUCUUUCUGGGGCGAGCAGAUUGGUCAGAAAGUCAAGAAGAUCUGUGAUUGCUUCCACACCCACACCUUUGACUACCCAGAGGGCACGACGGAGAGAGAGAAGUUUCUGCACAGGCUACAGGGAAGGAUAGUAGACAUCAAAACGGUCCUCUCCCAGACGGAACAUUACCUGCAGCAGCUGUUGUGUCGCUCGGUGGCCGUGCUGCCCCAGUGGAAGGUGCGGGUCCAGAAGUGUAAGGCUGUCCAGGCCGUGCUCAACCUCUGCAGCCCCUCCGUCACUGACAAGUGUCUGAUCGCUGAGGCCUGGUGUCCCGUUAGGAAACUGCUACUGCUGCAGAGCGCCCUGAUAGAGGGAACGAGGAAGAACGGUGGUGGUGUGGACUCGUUCUAUAACCGCCUCCCGGACCCCAGCGCCCCUCCUCCCACCCUCUUCCACACCAACUCCUUCACAGCCGGCUUCCAGAGCAUCGUAGACGCAUACGGUGUUGCCAGCUACAGAGAGGUCAACCCGGCCGUGUACACCAUCAUCACCUUCCCCUUCCUGUUUGCGGUGAUGUUUGGGGACGUUGGCCACGGCCUUCUCAUGACCAUGGCAGCCCUCUGGAUGGUUCUGCAGGAGCGAGACCUCAAACUCAAGACCAACGACAAUGAGAUCUGGCAGAUGAUGUUUGGUGGCCGGUAUCUGAUCCUGCUGAUGGGUCUAUUCUCUAUCUACACCGGAGCCGUCUACAACGAGUGUUUCAGUAAAGGCCUCAGCCCCUUCCCCUCGGGAUGGCACCUACAACCUAUGUUCCAGCACUACAACUGGAGUGAUGAGACUCUGAGGGAGAACCGGUAUCUUACUCUGGACCCAAACGUGACCGGAGUGUUCCAGGGACCCUAUCCAUUUGGCAUCGACCCGAUCUGGCGGCUGGCCAACAACCACCUGACGUUCCUGAACUCGUACAAGAUGAAGAUGUCCGUUAUCAUCGGGGUGGUCCACAUGACUUUCGGAGUCUGCCUGUCCUUCUUCAACUAUAUUCACUUGAACAAGCUUAGCAGUGUAUUCCUGGUACUGAUCCCAGAGCUGUUGUUCAUGCAGUGUCUGUUUGGCUACCUGGUCUUCAUGGUGGUGUUUAAGUGGCUGGCGUUUGGCCCCCAGGACUCAGACCGGGCCCCCAGCAUCCUCAUACACUUCAUAGAUAUGUUCCUGUUCACUCAGAAUGAGGAUAAUCCGCCCCUCUACCACGGACAGAUGAUAGUCCAGAGGGUCCUGGUGGUGGUAGCUCUGGCCUCAGUGCCUGUCCUGUUACUAGGGAAACCACUCUAUCUCUACUACAACCACAGAAGAAGGGCCAACACCAGAGCGGGAGAAGAGCGUCCCCUUGUGACGGACACCAGCUCCAUCAACGCACUACAAGGAGACCUGGAGGAAGGAGGAACCAGAGAGGAGGAGUUUGAUACAGUGGAUGUGUUCAUGCACCAGGCCAUCCACACUAUAGAGUACUGUCUGGGCUGCAUCUCCAACACUGCUUCCUAUCUACGACUCUGGGCCCUCAGCCUCGCACAUGCACAGCUGUCGGAGGUGCUAUGGGUGAUGGUGAUGCGUAUCAGCCUGUCGUGGCAUGGCUACGUGGGAUCUGUAGUUCUAGCCGUCAUAUUUUCCUUCUUCGCCACGCUCACCGUCUCCAUCCUGCUCGUCAUGGAGGGGCUGUCCGCCUUCCUGCACGCGCUCAGAUUGCACUGGGUGGAGUUCCAGAAUAAGUUCUACAGUGGAACGGGAUACAAGCUCAAACCUUUCUCCUUCUGUUCUAUACGGAACCCACUAUAGGCUUUCAACACAGGACAUUGUUACAGAGGCAGAUAUAGCCCAAUGUAAGCUUGUAUGAAGUUGUUUUAUACCGCUUUCAACACAGGACGUUAUGUUACAUAUGAAAUACUGACAGAUAUAGGGUGUCUGAAAUGGCAACCUAUUCCUUAUAUAGUGCACUACUUUUGACCAAAGCCCUAUGUACCCUGGUCAAAGGUAGUGCACUAUAUAUGGAACCCUAGGGAAUAGGGUUCCAUUUCAGAUGCAUCCAUAGCCUAAUAUCAGCUGAUACAUUUUUUUUACUUGAAUUUUUAUCUUGCAUAUGGUAUCCUUCUUAAAAAAUGAGAGGAACUUGUGUAUAUAGUUAGCGUUUAGUUUUGCUCAGGAAGCGGUUUUUGACUUGCAGUUUCUCUUUAAUGAUGAGCCUACAACAGAGAUGGCUACUGUAGGAGUGCACUACGUUUCCCAGGGACCACUGGGGCACCAUUUUGUGGAUGGGAGCUUUCCAUGCUAUGACCACUAAUAAAUGAAUGCCAUUAAAUAAUUGUUUUAUAAUCCCUGAAAGCUUGUGGAUU
Coregonus clupeaformis (lake whitefish) is the source of this 3381-nucleotide messenger RNA. RefSeq names its product T cell immune regulator 1, ATPase H+ transporting V0 subunit a3a (gene tcirg1a). The transcript is spliced from 21 exons. Gene Ontology annotation, molecular function: proton-transporting ATPase activity, rotational mechanism; ATPase binding. The record is from RefSeq and is a predicted model, not a curated record. Lineage: Eukaryota; Metazoa; Chordata; Actinopteri; Salmoniformes; Salmonidae. Bases 353 to 2827 code for a protein of 824 amino acids. Gene Ontology annotation, cellular component: plasma membrane; vacuolar proton-transporting V-type ATPase, V0 domain; vacuolar proton-transporting V-type ATPase complex. Gene Ontology annotation, biological process: proton transmembrane transport; vacuolar acidification.